AUGUCCCUUCACGCUGCCCAUCUUCGGGUCGCGCGGCCGACCGAUGACAUCGACGCCCUCAUCCCAUUUUACCGGGACGGGCUGGGGUUUGCGAUCCUGCUCCGCUUCGGGGAGCACGACGGCUUCGACGGCGUCAUGCUGGGGCUCCGCGGCGCCGCCUACCAUCUCGAGUUUACGAGCAAGCGAGGGCAUGCCGUGGGCCGCGCCCCGACCGCGGACAAUCUCUUGAUCUUCUACCUCCCCGACGACGGCGCGUUCCAGGCCGCCGUCGCGCGCAUGCAGGCGCAGGGCUUCGCCGCCGUGGCCAGCUUCAACCCGUACUGGGACCAAAAGGGCAAGACCUUUGAAGAUCCGGAUGGCUAUCGGAUCGUGCUGGCCAACAUGGUCAACCCGGCUGCCUAA
This is a messenger RNA of Cordyceps militaris CM01, 402 nucleotides long. Its product is annotated as Glyoxalase/bleomycin resistance protein/dioxygenase. The coding region runs from base 1 to 402 and encodes 133 amino acids. The record is from RefSeq and is a predicted model, not a curated record. The transcript has a single exon. NCBI's taxonomy places the organism in Eukaryota, Fungi, Ascomycota, Sordariomycetes, Hypocreales, Cordycipitaceae.